Molecule: messenger RNA, 2414 nt
Organism: Biomphalaria glabrata
Lineage: Eukaryota; Metazoa; Mollusca; Gastropoda; Planorbidae
Product: G-protein coupled receptor GRL101-like
Exons: 3
Coding region: 123-2414 (763 amino acids)
Biological process (GO): G protein-coupled receptor signaling pathway
Cellular component (GO): membrane
Molecular function (GO): G protein-coupled receptor activity; protein binding
Source: RefSeq, a predicted model, not a curated record
AUGAACAAGUUUGUUCUUAUGAAUAUAAAUCUCUAGAGUUCUGCCUUGAAAGGAAUUCGUUUUUCUGUCCAGAUCCCAACUUGCUUAGACGUAAAUGUAUUUCUGAAAGUCAAGUGUGUGACAUGAUUGAGGAUUGUCCUGAUGGAAGGGAUGAGUCAGACUGUGAUGAUUGUAUUCUGACUCAGUGCUCACCAAAUGUUUGUAUUCCUGACCAUUGGACGCUGAAUUGUUCCACUAUUAACUAUUUAAUAGUGAAUGAAACUAGUAAUGAUGAAAAUGUGAUAAACAUAAAUGUUUCUGAGCCUAAAGUUAAUUUAUUAGAGUUCAUAACUUUGUGUACCAAGACUUCGCAUGAGAAUAACACGUGCAUUGAACAAAGUCAACACAAUAAUUUUUGGACACCAACAUGUAUUUAUAUGAGGGAUAGACACGGUAACACUAUCGGUUGUUCUGAUUUAUCUCAUUUGUCUAACUGUACAACGUUUAUAUGUCCCAAAAAUUUUUUCAAGUGCCGGAAUUCUUAUUGUAUUCCUAAUAUAUUUAUGCUUGAUAGGGUCUUAGAUUGUCCUCUGGGGGAAGACGAAGUCAGACAGAACUAUUAUAGUGGAUCGGAUUUUUCUUGCUAUAACAGUGAUAAAGAAAUUAAUCCCAUUUAUAUUUGUGACGGCAAGCCCAAUUGCCCUCGAGGUGAUGACGAACUGAACUGUAUAAACCCAAUAUGUCCAUCUGGUUUUAUUUGUCUGGACGGGACGGUCACUGUAAACAAUACGAACAUUUUGUUAAACAUGUCUUCAUUUUCCCCAAACACAACAUUUUUGAACAUUUCUGGUAUUGAUGUGUCGCGGUCAGGUAAUAUCAUGAACAUUCUUAUAUUAAAAAGGCUUCUUGUUUUGGUAGCGUCAAGAUGUCAUAUUAAUGACAAAACUCAAACUAAUGCUAAAAACAGUUUCGUUUAUUAUUUAGACAUUAGUUAUAAUGACCUUUCCAAGUUUACCUACACUGAUUUUAUUUUACAAUUUUCCAAUCUUCGUUUUCUAAACGUCUCAUAUAAUGACAAUCUUAGUCACAUUCCUAAAUUGUAUUUCCCACGAUUAGUACAUCUUGUUUCAGUGGAUCUUUCAUUUACGAAAAUUACCCGAAUAAGUUUAAAUUUUAAUGAGAAAUUACGAUUUAUAAAUUUUUCAGUAACAAACUUAGAUACUGUGGUUUUCUCGAAUGUUGCCGAGUAUGAAGUGAUUGACUUGAGAAAAACUCGUAUUUCUGACACAAUUAAAGAAAAUUUUUUUAACAACUUCACAGUAAAAGGUAAAGUUUUAGCAGACUACAAACUUUGUUGUUCAUAUUUCAGAGGAGAAAAACUUCUAGCACAUCAAUGUGAAGCAGAAGAAGAAACUUUAUCAAGCUGUAAAGAUCUAAUUGGAGAUUCUUUAAAACGAGUCUUGCUCUGGAUUGUUGCGAUUUGCGCAAUUUUCGGAAAUAUGAUUGCAUUGGGUUACCGUAUUUUAUUUGAACGAGCAACACUUCAUCUGCCAUAUGUAUUAUUUGUAACAUGUCUUGGUGUUUCUGAUCUUCUGAUGGGUAUUUACCUUGUCAUUAUUGCCUCUGUAGAUGUAGUUUAUAGAGAUGUUUAUAUUGUUAUAAACUUGAUUCGUAACAAUAUUGUACAUGAAAUGUCUUGGAAACAAAGUACAUUGUGUCAGAUAGCCGGAACUUUGGCCACACUGUCCAGUGAAACGUCCACUUUUUUCAUUCUGCUCAUAACACUUGAAAGAUUUCUGACCAUCAGAUUUCCUUUUGGUGAGCACAAAAUCUCAAACAUGGGUAAAUAUAUUUUAAUUUCUUUAGCUUGGGGUUUGGGAUUUAUCUUGUCAGUGAUUCCCACAAUGUAUGACGAAAAGUCUGUAUAUUCCACUAAUGGAAUGUGUCUCGGAUUUCCUUUAAGAAAGUCCAGUGGUACUGCCUGGAUAUAUUCAGUGACCGUUUUUCUUUUCUUUAACUCUAUUUUAUUCGUUGUUAUCGCCAAUGGUCAGUUUUUAAUUUUCAUAACAAUAUCUCAGCAUAGUUCUAAGUUUAAAACUGAAAAUCAAGCGUCAGCUAGACGAGCAGAUAACAUUACAGUGGCUCUCAAACUGUCAGUAGUAGUGCUGUCAAAUUUCAUCUGUUGGUUCCCUGUUUGUAUCAUGGGAAUAAGAACAGUGGUCAGUGAUUUUGAGGUCAGUCGAGAGGCUUACUCCUGGAUUAUUACUUUAGUUCUUCCUUUCAACUCAGCCCUAAAUCCAGUUUUGUAUACUUUACCACGUAUUUCUAAAUCUUGGACAGACUUUAAAUAUAGAAACUGCAAUUCAACCAUACUUCUAACAGCAUCAGAAGUCACUCCACAAAUGUCAGCCAAAAAGAAGAAAGAUCCUUCAUGA